Indicator indicator is the source of this 804-nucleotide messenger RNA. RefSeq names its product potassium voltage-gated channel interacting protein 4 (gene KCNIP4). Gene Ontology annotation, biological process: regulation of potassium ion transmembrane transport. The record is from RefSeq and is a predicted model, not a curated record. Gene Ontology annotation, cellular component: voltage-gated potassium channel complex. The transcript is spliced from 9 exons. The coding region runs from base 1 to 804 and encodes 267 amino acids. Lineage: Eukaryota; Metazoa; Chordata; Aves; Piciformes; Indicatoridae. Gene Ontology annotation, molecular function: calcium ion binding; potassium channel regulator activity.
AUGUUGACUCUCGAGUGGGAGUCAGAGGGACUGCAAACAGUGGGUAUUGUUGUGAUUAUAUUUGCAUCUCUGAAGCUGCUUCAUUUGCUGGGACUGAUUGAUUUUUCAGAAGGUUUCCUCUACGCUCAGAACAGUACCAAACGCAGCAUUAAAGAGCGACUUAUGAAGCUCUUGCCCUGCUCGGCUGCCAAAACGACCUCUCCUGUUACUCAAAACACUGUAGAAGAUGAAAUGGAAAUGGCCACAGUACGACAUAGACCUGAAGCUCUUGAACUGCUGGAAGCACAGAGUAAAUUCACAAAGAAGGAACUUCAGAUCUUAUAUAGAGGGUUCAAGAAUGAAUGUCCCAGUGGUGUUGUCAAUGAAGAAACCUUCAAAGAGAUUUACUCUCAGUUCUUUCCACAGGGAGAUUCCACAACUUAUGCACAUUUUCUGUUUAAUGCAUUUGACACUGAUCACAAUGGAUCUGUAAGUUUUGAGGAUUUCGUUAUGGGUCUCUCAAUUUUACUGCGAGGGACAGUACAGGAGAAACUGAACUGGGCUUUCAAUUUGUAUGAUAUAAAUAAGGAUGGAUAUAUAACUAAAGAGGAAAUGCUUGAUAUCAUGAAAGCAAUAUAUGAUAUGAUGGGGAAAUGCACCUAUCCUGUUCUCAAGGAGGAUGCACCUCGACAACAUGUGGAAACAUUUUUCCAGAAAAUGGACAAAAACAAAGAUGGAGUAGUCACCAUAGAUGAAUUCAUUGAGAGCUGCCAGAAAGAUGAGAAUAUAAUGAGAUCCAUGCAGCUCUUUGAAAAUGUGAUUUAA